Messenger RNA from Dunckerocampus dactyliophorus (ringed pipefish), 2800 nucleotides. RefSeq lists its product as uncharacterized. Bases 228 to 2759 code for a protein of 843 amino acids. NCBI's taxonomy places the organism in Eukaryota, Metazoa, Chordata, Actinopteri, Syngnathiformes, Syngnathidae. The record is from RefSeq and is a predicted model, not a curated record. The transcript has 19 exons. Gene Ontology annotation, molecular function: ATP hydrolysis activity; ATP binding; protein binding.
AAUACAGUCGAGUCAGUCAGUAGAGUAUAUUAACGAUGUCAAACAUGACCACCAGUGUCAUGGAUCGUAAUUAUAUGAUUAGAACAUGUCAUUUAGAUAAAGAAUAUUGCGUGUUUUUGUCACUUUAUGCUAGUCAAGCUAGCUCAGUGGGCGGGGCGUGUGGUUGACUGCUGCUUGCACCCACUGGAGACCCCUUGCAGUUAUCACUUCUGUGUUCCUGCGAAGAAAUGUCGCAAAGGACAUACAACGAGCUGUGGGCAGAGGCCCAGGUGGAACUGAGUCGUCUGCUCGUCGAGGAGAUUCCCGCCGUGCCUCGUCAGCCAGAAAAGGACAGAGUGGUGUUCUUCCAGCGUCUGGCCAUGCUCUACGUGCGCUACCUGCAGGUCUUCCGCCAACUGGAGAAGGCCUACGAUCAGGUGGUGCACCCGCAGAAGAGACGGCUUCUUCUCAACGUCCUCGAGGGAGUCAUGGGCCGAGUCUUAGAGCUGAAGAAUGAAAUGGUGGAGAAGGAGUUCUGCGAGUACCACUACAUGGAUGAUGUCCUUCACGACUUGAAGCUCACACCUGCCGAACUUGAGAUCCCAAUCCCUAACUACUUCCUGCGUGAUCGCAACGGUGGAAUCCUCGAGCGGACGCAGAUGCUUGCAAACAUCCUCCAAACGAUGGAGACCACCGUCACCCAAAAACGUGUGGCCAAGGCCAUGACUCAAGAGGAGGCCAUCAGAGUCGUUCAAGUGGCGGAGAGGGCGCGCCAAGGACGCCUGAGGGCAGCCUUGAACGAGGCGAGCAGAAGACUGAGCAAGAUACCCCGAACCGAAGACCCGACGCCCGCUGACAUGGCCCAAGCUGCAGUCCGCAUCCAAAAGGUAUGGAGGGGCUAUCUAGAGAGGAAGAAGACGGCGGCGGUUCGGAAUGAAGAUAUGAUUUUUCUGGGAAUGGCUUUGCAUCCCAAAUACCAGGAGCCGUGCAAGGCAAUAAUCACUGCCCAGGCCAAUGAAGCUUCCACGCGAAACAAGCAAAAGGAGCAUGAGGAAGAGUACCAAAAGUCUGUGGUGGCAAUCACAAACCACCUGCGAGAGCUGGAGGGUCAGGAUAUUGCCGAAAACAUCAAAGAACAAAUACGACAGUGGUUUCUUGAAUGCCGCAACCUAACAGGGAACUUCCCAGACUUUCCAGAUGAAGACGAGGGAGGCUCGGCCGUCCUGUUUGCUGAAAAGGAUUAUCAGCAGUUAAUAGAAGAAUUGGCUGAAAUGGAAGAGGAAGCUUCAGGCAAGAAAAAGGACGACAAAAAAAAGGAAGAAGCAAAGAAGUCCAAGGGGAAGGAUGCGGAAGAGGACGAAGGUUUGAUGAUGCUACCUUCGGCUUUUUUGGCAGACUUGGAAGUGGGCAACAAAGCCUUUGCUGAUUUUUGGGAAACCCGCAGUGAGUAUAAAAAUUUCAACCAGAGGCACGAGGUGGAGCUGAUCAAGGAGGAGAAAAGGGUGGACAUCCAGGAAGAGAUUCGAGUCAAGGUGGAUGUGGAGAUGAGAGUGGAACUGGCAGACUGGAGGCUUGCUGUGGAAAAAGUUCCACCCAAAGUUUAUGCGAAGAAAAAAGGCAAAGGUAAGAAGGACAAGAAAAAGAAGAAGGGGGAGAAGGAUUUGACAGCUGACAGGACUCUUGAGUCGCUGUGUCAGGAGAUGGUGGAACAGGGUUUGCUGAAGCAGGCGAAUGACGUUCGGAUGCGGGACUACCUGGGUGACUUCAAUUAUCUUGGAACCACGCUGAGGCAGAACGACAUCGAACCCAUGCCCUCAAUGUCUGACGUGCGGCAAAUCGUUUCUCUCUACGCCAUUUUACCUUUAGGCUCUCACGUGGUCCAUGAGAAGGCCCCCCUGACAAAAGCCAUCCUGCUAGCAGGACCAUCAGGGGUGGGGAAGAAAAUGCUCGUCCAUGCGGUCUGCCAGGAGACUGGCGCCACCCUGUUUGACCUCUCCCCUCUCAACAUUGCUGGAAAGUAUCCAGGCAAGAGCGGCCUCACCAUGAUGCUCCACUUGGUCUUCAAGGUGGCAAGACUGAUGCAGCCGUCAGUGAUAUGGAUCGAUGGCGCGGAAAAAAUGUUCUACAAGAAAGUUCCCAAGGAAGAAAGAGCGCUGGAACCCAAACGCUUGAAGAAAGAUUUGGCCAAGUCGCUCAAGCUGAUUAAAGAGGAGGACCGCGUUCUCAUAAUUGGAACAGCUAAAGAUCCCAUCAGUGCCGACAUCAAGUCCCUGUGUAAGCUCUACAGCAAAAUCAUCCUCAUCCCGAGACCUGACUACGGAUCCAGAUAUGGUGAGAAAAGAAACAGUCAUCACACGUCCAUCAAGCGCAUCUACAGCAUGUCCAUUCUCUCUGAUGUCACGCAUUCACGUGGACCGGUUGCAGUGUUGUGGAAGCAACUGAUCCAAAAACAUGGAGGCAAGAUAACCACCGCCUUGGACCUCAGCUCCCUGGCAAAGAUUUCUGAUGGCUACACCCCAGGUCACAUGAUCCAGGCCAUCCAGACAGUGAUUACAAAGCGACGACUCCUGCUGCAAGAAAAAAGGCCUCUGACUGCUGUUGAGUUUGUGGCCCCAUUAGCCAGGUUCACCCCCGUGUUUCAAGCUGAGGAAGAAGCCUUAAAAAAAUGGUAUGCAAAGACUCCCUUGGGAAAGAAGCGGAGUAAGGCUGCUGCAGAGAGGGAAGAGGCUCUGCAGGCACAGGCUAAAGGCAAAGGUGCACCCAAAAAGGGGAAGAAAUGAUGCCAGUGAAUCGUCUGCGAAAGCUAUUAUUUUAAAUAAAG